Oryzias melastigma (Indian medaka) is the source of this 2749-nucleotide messenger RNA. RefSeq names its product metal transporter CNNM3. Gene Ontology annotation, cellular component: plasma membrane. The transcript has 12 exons. Bases 214 to 2421 code for a protein of 735 amino acids. Gene Ontology annotation, molecular function: transmembrane transporter activity. The record is from RefSeq and is a predicted model, not a curated record. Lineage: Eukaryota; Metazoa; Chordata; Actinopteri; Beloniformes; Adrianichthyidae. Gene Ontology annotation, biological process: magnesium ion homeostasis; transport.
CGGGGACGUCUGCCACGUCACAGGGUGGGAGGGGGAGGGCCUAGCAAAACAAAAACAUUAGAGAUCCAGAUCCAAAAUGGCCGCCGCUCCCCCACCAGAGCCCAGCUUCCAGAGCCAACAUGGCGGCCGCGGGGCUCAGUUUCACUGCUCGGAUGGGCGGGGCCGCUUUGGAGUCACGUGAUCCGCGCAGAGCCCGUGUUGACCCAUUCCAAUAUGGUGGCCAGCCUGGCUCCACGGUUUCUGUUGAUGCUGUGGUUCUGCGGGGUCAGACGCGGCGCCUGCGGCGGCGAGGACCCGCACAUCCUGGGGCUGCGGCCGGAGGACCCCACCGGCGCGGUCAGCGUCAAGGACCGGAUCAUCUCGGUGCCCGAGGGAGCCUCGUUCCAGCUGCGCCUAUUCGGGGCCAACCUGAAUGGAACCGGGACGUGGGUCGCGUUCGCGGUGGGGACCGGGACCGCCGAGGACCCGUGCGGGUCCGACGCGGCUCGGCUGGAGUCCGCCCUCAGGGUGACGGAGGAGUUCAGCCAGGACGAGCUCCACAGCGGGGUCCUGACGGUCACGGCGAACCGGAGCAUCCCCGCGGGCGGGGACACCCUCCACCACCUGUGCGCGCGCAGCGGGGAGACGUGGGCGUCCGUGACCCCGGACAUGCUGCGCGUGACCCCCGGCGCCGCCGCGGACCCGCUCCCGCCGUGGGCUCUGGCGCUGCUCAUCGCGCUGCUGCUGCUGCUGUGCGCGCUGCUGCGGACGCUGAACCUCAGCCUGCUGGGGCUCGACCCCGUGGAGCUGUACGUGCUGCACAGCUGCGGCUCCGAGGAGGAGAAGCGGGCCGCCAAGCGCCUGGAGCCGGUCAGGAGGAGGGGGAACUUCCUGGCGUGCUCGCUGCUGUUCCUGUGCGUGCUGGGCCACUCCGUGCUGGGCGUGCUGCUGUACCGGGCUCUGGGCUGCGUGGCCUCCGCCGCCUUCACCGGGGGCUUCCUCAUCUUCCUCCUGGCCGAGCUGGCCCCCCACAUCCUCUGCUCUGGGUACGGCUUCCAGCUGGCGCCCGGCCUCACCUGGCUGGCCCAGGUGUGCAUGGUUCUCACCUGCCCCCUGUCCUGCCCCCUGGGGCUGAUCCUGGACCUGGGGCUGCGGAGGGACAUCAGCACCUGCUGCGUCAGCGAGCGGGCCAUGGAGAUGGUCCGGACCAGCGUCAACGACCCCUACAGCGAGUUCGUGAAGGAGGAGUUUAGCCACGGGAUGCUGCGCUCCAAGACGGUGGAGGACAUCCUGACGCCGCUGAAGGACUGCUUCAUGCUGCCCAGCUCGGCCGUCCUGGACUUCUCCACCAUGUCGGAGAUCAUGCAGAGCGGCUACACCCGGGUUCCCAUCUACGAGGAGGAGAGGUCCAACAUCGUGGAGAUUCUGUAUGUUAAAGACUUGGCGCUGGUGGACCCGGAUGACUGCACGCCCAUGACGACCAUCACCAAGUUCUACAACCACCCGCUGCACUUCGUCUUCAACGACACCAAACUGGACGCCAUGCUGGAGGAGUUCAAGAAAGGUAACUCCCACAUGGCCAUCGUCCAGAAGGUGAACAACGAGGGGGAGGGGGACCCGUUCUACGAGGUGCUGGGAUUGGUCACCUUGGAGGACGUCAUCGAGGAGAUCAUCAAGUCCGAGAUCCUGGACGAGUCCGACGGCUACCUGGACAGGAAGCUGAAGCGGCCUCUGCCCGCCCUGGAGAUUUCCCUGGAGCCCCGCAGCUCCAGCGAAGAGUUUUCCCUCUUCAGGCCUCCGGAGGGAGAACCCAAGAUCCACACGUCGCCACAGCUGCUGCUGGCCACGCACCGCUUCCUGUCCAGAGAGGUGGAGCACUUCAGCCCCGCCCGAGUGUCUGAGAAGGUUCUGUUCCACCUCCUGCGCCACCCCAGCGUCAACCAGGAGGUGCACUUCGAGCCCAACAACCGCCUGAGCCCGAGCCACUACCUGUACACCCGCAACCAGCCGGUGGACUACUUCAUCCUGCUGCUGCAGGGUCGGGUUGAGGUGGAAAUCGGCAAAGAGGGGCUCAAGUUUGAAAACGGGGCAUUUACGUACUACGGAGUCUCGGCCCUGACGCUGCCCUCCUCAGUGCACCAGUCGCCGGUGUCGACCCAGCGGAGCUCUCCCAGAGACCCCUUUGAUUCUGGGGAGGCCACCAGCCCGUCCAGCUACUGUCCCGACUACACCGUCCGCGCGCUGACCGACCUGCAGCUCAUCCGGGUGACGCGCCUGCAGUACCUGAACGCCCUCAGGGCGUCGCGAGUCGGCCAGAGUCCAGACCCCCCCGAGAUCAAGAUCCUGCCCAACAGUCAGAUGAAGCUGCUCAACGACAGAAACGCCGCACAAGAGUUCCCUGUAAACUUUUCUUUCUUUGAUACCAUUGAGAACUACGGUUGAGUGCUUUUGUUUUGCAUGAGGUGGCAGCCGAGCCCAGGAGAGCUCCACAGAAGAGGAGGCUCAUGGGUAAUGAGGUCCAAACUGCUAAUUUAAGAAGAUAAAGUCUAUUUUUAAUUGAUGAAUCCACUAUGGCUGGAACGUAGGACGAGACUGGAGUGGGAUAAUCGAUCGCUGCACACGUUCAUCUCCAUUUUCAUUCCUUUCAGUGAUUUAUGUUUAUAUCUGGAUCUGUAAAUGUCUGUAUAAAUGUAGAGAACAACUAUGUCAAUCUUCUAAACUCACUUUUUAUUAUUAUUAUUAUUUGGUAAUAAAUGUGAUCUUCUGUUGA